Molecule: messenger RNA, 459 nt
Organism: Ascochyta rabiei
Lineage: Eukaryota; Fungi; Ascomycota; Dothideomycetes; Pleosporales; Didymellaceae
Product: Protein mago nashi
Exons: 7
Coding region: 1-459 (152 amino acids)
Biological process (GO): RNA splicing
Cellular component (GO): exon-exon junction complex; nucleus
Source: RefSeq, a predicted model, not a curated record
AUGAGCAGCGAGCCAUUCUAUCUGAGAUAUUACUCAGGUCACCAAGGCCGAUUUGGACACGAGUUUCUGGAAUUCGACUUCCGGGUGCUGGGAGAUGGUCGCAGUGCAUCUGCACGAUACGCCAACAACUCCAACUAUCGCAAUGACUCCCUUAUUCGAAAAGAGAUGUGCGUUAGCGAUGCACUGGUCGCUGAGAUCAAGCGCAUUGUCAAGGAAAGUGAGAUCUUGAAGGAAGACGACACGAAGUGGCCACAGAAGAACAAGGAUGGUCGUCAAGAGCUCGAGAUCAGGUUGGGUAGCGAGCACAUCUCGUUCGAGACUGCCAAGAUCGGAUCUCUGCAAGAUGUACAAGACUCAUCAGACCCGGAAGGACUCCGUGUGUUCUACUACCUAGUUCAGGAUUUGAAGGCCCUGGUCUUCUCGUUAAUCUCUCUGCAUUUCAAGAUCAAGCCUAUCUAG